Molecule: messenger RNA, 978 nt
Organism: Lactuca virosa
Lineage: Eukaryota; Viridiplantae; Streptophyta; Magnoliopsida; Asterales; Asteraceae
Source: the annotation of a GenBank genome assembly
AUGACUAGAGACCAGAGUCAUGAUGAGACUUGUGACAGCGGUGGUGUGGCACCUUGGUUAGAACUUAACCAUGAUUUGCUUUAUUUAGUUUUGAUGCGACUGGGAGUUGUUGAUUUUGUUGCAUUCAGUGGAGUUUGUAAGUCAUGGAGGUCAUUUGCACUCUCCAACUGGAAUAUGUUUAUGGCAUCCAAACCACCCUUGUCCAUGAGUACAUCUACUAAUGUUAACGAGAGAGAAGAGCGUUACCUCUAUCUAGAGGACUUUGAUGGAAGAAAGUUCAAAACCAUUCUUCCCCGUUUGGUUGGCCGGGAUUUUGUUGGGUUAAGUUGUGGUUACUUGGCGUUUUAUGGGUAUGCAACGCAUGACUUUUGGCUUGUGAAUCCAAUCACAAGGCAUCAGCUUCAUUUCCCUGAUGUCCACUUUGAAGUCUAUACUUAUGACGAGUUAGCAAUCAAGCUUAUUCUUGUCUUUUCACCUUCAAUACCUGGGUGGGUAUUGGCUGUGGAAAAUGGACUCGACCGUAAAAUAUGGACCUCAAUAGCAGGUAAAGGAGCAUGGAAUCUUGUCUCCUCCCCUUUCCAGAUUAUUGAUUUUCAUGCUUUCAAGGGGAAGUAUUAUGAUUUCAAGGCACCGGUUAACAAGCAACAAAGCUCCAAAGUUUCAGAUAUAAUAUCUGAAAAUAAAGAAGAUGUUUCCGCUGAAGAAGUGGAUGAAGAAGUCGAUGAUGCAUAUCAAGAAGGUGUUGAUGAGGGGGAGCUUCCACCCCUGGAUAAUUCAGAUCCACUGCCAGAAGUUGCAAACGAAGGAACUCAAGUUAGACGAUCUGAACGAGUACGUGCUCCAUCAACAAGAUAUCCGACUUCAAACUACAUCCUUCUUACUAGUGAGGGGGAGCCAGAGAGUUUUCAAGAAGCUCAAUCUCAUAUUGACAAAGCAAAUUGGCAGAAGGCCAUGGAAGAAGAAAUGAAUUCUUUGUAG